Molecule: messenger RNA, 1384 nt
Organism: Klebsormidium nitens
Lineage: Eukaryota; Viridiplantae; Streptophyta; Klebsormidiophyceae; Klebsormidiales; Klebsormidiaceae
Source: the annotation of a GenBank genome assembly
CAGGAUUGAAAAUUAGGGUUUGCAACAAGGGCGCUGGUGGGCAAAGCGGGGGCAAAGCUUCAAAAGGAGGUGAAAAAGAAUCCAGUCUCCAGAAGUUACUGCUCGCAGCUCGUUAUUAGAUUGUUGCUUUAGCCAAUCCGCGCAGCGGCCUUUCUGAAAGCUGCAAGCUUAGGCUGAGGCUGGAUUUUCAUUGCAACCAUGGAGGUUUUCCACGACAAGUCUGCAAUGAGGUGCUGGUCGCGCGAGCAGAGGAGGAAUGGUUCCACAAUUGCGCUGGUCCCGACCAUGGGUUUUCUACAUGAAGGCCACCUGUCUUUGGUCCGUGCGGCAAUGGAGAGAGCUGAUAGAGUGGUGGUAUCUAUCUACGUGAACCCAGGGCAAUUCGCACAGGGGGAGGAUUUGUCCAGCUAUCCCAGGGACUUGGAAGGGGACCUCGCAAAGUUGAGGCCCCUGGGCGUCGCAGCAGUGUUCAAUCCAGAGGACUUGUACGUGCGCGCCUCAUCUCCCAGCAGAGAAACUGGGGCCGUAUCUGCUUCCAGGCAGGGUGAUACUGAUGAGAACCCUGCACAUAGGAAUGGUGGAGCAACAAGCAGUGGCGCCGGCGGGGCGCGAGACAUGGUGGGGGGAGGAGGGGACGGGCAUGAAACGUGGAUUCAGGUGGAACGGUUGCAACGGCCACUGGAAGGGCGCGAUCGACCAAUCUUCUUCCGCGGAGUCGCGACCAUCGUCGCAAAGCUGUUCAACAUCGUUGAGCCCGACUAUGCCUUUUUCGGCCGGAAAGACUAUCAGCAGUGGCGGAUCUUGGAGAGGAUGGCUCGAGACCUUGAUUUCGGGGUCGAGGUGGUUGGCCUGCCGUUACUACGAGAGCCCGACGGGCUGGCGAUGAGCAGUAGAAACGUGCGGUUGUCACCCGAGGAGAGACAGAAGGCUCUCUCAAUAAGCCGAGGGCUCUUUGCCGCCGCCGAACGGGUGAGCGCGGGCGAGACAUCAGCCGCUUCGCUGACUACUGACGUCAGGAUCGCGAUCGAGAGCGCCGGGGGGAAGGUCGACUACGUCGAGCUCGUCAACGGCUCCUCUUUGCUGGCAGAAGAAAGUGUGUCGAGCAGCUCCGUUCUGGUGGUGGCAGCAAGAUUCGGGAGCGUUCGGUUGAUAGAUAACGUUGAAUUCAGAAGCAACAAGUAGGUUCCCCGUAGGUAGCUUAUAGUCUGUCCUUACUUUCUGAUACGUGAGGCCUUAUUUAUAGAUUCGAUCUGCGACCAGCCCAUCGUGGUCCGGGGUCGAUAGCACGUCUGCCACCGCUCUGGAAGGUACACCUGAUGCAUUGCUCGAAUGUAAAAGGGUCACAGUCCACUUUGAGAUUUAUUUUGGGCUUGCGCAACGGCGC